UCGUAGCAUGAAGCAUCAGUUCGUCGUCUCCCAAUACCUUUGCAAGAUGUGGUUCAAAAUCCUUCUAAUAUACGUCUGGUUAUUCAGAUAUGUAUCUUGUGAAAAAAGCCUUGCUAUAGUGCUUGAUACAACGGGAUCUAUGCAAGAGGAGUUAGAAAAUAUAAAAGUGGGUAUUAUUUCUGCAAUCAGUCCACCUACUAAUGCGGCGAUUACUGAUUAUAUUUUAGUGCCGCUUAAUGAUUCUGAUGUAGGAACGCCUACAAUAGUGCACAAACCAGGAGAACUGAUUUCUUCAGUGCGUUCUGUGACUGGUGGAGGAGGGACUAUAUGCCCAGAAAAUACAUUAUCAGCCAUUGAAAAAGCCCUUAUAAUAAGUAAACCAAGAUCAAACAUUUUCGUUUUUACCGAUGCGUACGCGAGAGAUGCCCACAAAUUCGGUUCCGUUGAAAACUUAUGCAGGUCUACUGGCAGUCAGGUUGUCAUAGUUUUGAGUGGAUUUUGUUCUUCGAAGUUAUCGCCUAACGCGACUGUACAAGCGUAUUACGAUGUAGCUAGAGUUUGCUCAGGCGCAUUGCUCCUUUUCGAUGCGGCCGCUUUGAGAUAUUCUUUCAUAUACAUAAGGGAGGUAAUCAACGAGGAGUGGACAGAUAUUACCGCUUAUGAUACAUUCACGUCAUACAAACAAUUGUCUUUUUCAGUUGACACAUAUACAACGAGUUUAUUGAUAGUGGUUUCUGGUGAUUAUCCUAAGCUGGAAAUAUUGACACGCGAUUCCUCAAAUCACACUGUCGAGAAUGUAGUGGACACAAGACAUACGAAGGUAUUACGUUUGAAAAAUCCAACAUUCGGUAACUACACGGUGAAAAUCAGUUGUCGGGAUCAAACUUCCCUUUUGAUAUACAAAAAGUAUGAAUUACCGGUCACCUUCGGAUUUUCAACAAAGGUGCCUAGAAAAAUGAUUGAAACUAGUAGAAGACCUAUGCCAGGCCGAGUGAAUUAUAUCCUCGUCGAUGCAUCGCAAGGUAAACUGAAACUUGAAGGAAUAGAAAUACAAGUGGCGAAUGAAGAGAAAAAAUCAUUGGAGAUACAAGAAACUCUUACCAAAGGCAUCUACCUGACCAAUACAUUUAUUGAUCCUGAUAAAUCUUUUCGUAUUUGGAUAAAGGGGUCUGAUACAACUACAUUUCAGGAAAUAGAGACUUCAUCAGAAAACAUUUUUCCUCAAAAAGGCACUGCAACAGAUCCAACGUGGACUAAACCUCAUUCGAUACUAUUAGAAACUGACCCAGUGACUGUUGAUUUCGGAACAAAUGCCACUUUUGCAUGUAAAGUUACUGGUUACCCAACACCAAACAUCGUGUGGGAGGACAGCGAUGGAAAUAUAUUGCCUUCAGAGAAAGAGCUACUGGAAAUACCAUCAUUACACAUAAGUUACGUCAGCUUAGAAAAUGCAACUGUCAAUACCACGAUAUACUGUAAAGCUAAGAAUUCAAAAGGUGAAGAUAGUCAAAGUAUUAACGUAUAUGUGCAUAGGCCAUUCACAUUUGAGGUUAUUCAGACUCCAGAAGACAAAACUAUCGAAUACGGGAGUGAUGGAAAAUUAUACUGUGAAGUAUCAGCGUAUCCACCUGCCGAGGUAAAGUGGUCCUAUAAUAACAGCGCCAUAUUACCGUUUGAUGAUGUACAAAUAGACCCCGAAACGAACGCACUGUGGAUCAAAAAUAUGACCACUAAAAAUGUCGGUGAAUAUGAAUGUGAAGUCACCAACGAAGCCAACAAAAGAACUUUCUCCGCUACCGUUUCAAUUUCGGGCAUAGAAGCCCCUGAAGUCGUUGUUGAUAGAGAAAACGUUACCCUCAGGCUAGGAGAAACGACUUAUCUUGAAUGCAGAAUUAUUAAAGGAAAGCCAAUACCUACCAUAACAUGGCAAUACCUACCUUAUGAUGGAUACGACUACUGGAAUGCACCAGAAGGCACAGAGGUUACUGAUGACGGCAAGCUAAAGAUAAUAUCAGCAGCGAAUGUACACUCCGGCAAAUACAAGUGUGCAGCCAACAAUAUAUUAGGCACUGGUGACUCAGUAAUCCUCGUCCAAAUACAAUAUCCGCCGUCGAUAUCGGAUCCUGAAACCACUACACUGACAGUUAAAGAAGAAGAUGACGUAGUGUUACCGUGCAAGGUUAAAGCUUCACCAGAAGCUACCGUGCAUUGGGAAAUCCCACACGAAGUUAUAUUAGACAGCAGACAUUAUACCGACCAAAAACAUAAUCACCGAUUUAGAGCUUUGUGGAAAGAUUCUGGCGAUUAUGAGUGCAUCGCUGAAAAUGGUGUAGGUGUGGCAAGGAAAACUAUAACAGUGGAUGUCCUUGUUGCACCGUAUAUUGAAGGUCCAAGUCACAAGACUGUGGUUGCGAGAAUUGGCGACAAUCUCGUGUUGAACUGUAACGUCCAGUAUGGCAACCCUGUGCCAUCUACCAAAUGGCAGUUUAUAGCGCCGGAUUCUACCAUAAAAGUUUUGUCAAGGAACCGUUUGUCGAGUCCACUGCAUUUAAACAAUGUAAAAUAUACCAAUGAGGGAUCAUAUAUGUGCAUAGCAGACAAUAGUAUUGGCACCGACAGCAUAACUAUUUAUGUUAAAGUACUAUAAACCAUUAGUUACUUAUAGAUAAGAUUUUAAAUGUAUCGGUUUAUUAUUACAAUAAAUAACUUCUGUCAAAA
Molecule: messenger RNA, 2718 nt
Organism: Helicoverpa zea (corn earworm)
Lineage: Eukaryota; Metazoa; Arthropoda; Insecta; Lepidoptera; Noctuidae
Product: hemicentin-1-like
Exons: 17
Coding region: 8-2647 (879 amino acids)
Source: RefSeq, a predicted model, not a curated record